Molecule: messenger RNA, 3440 nt
Organism: Magallana angulata
Lineage: Eukaryota; Metazoa; Mollusca; Bivalvia; Ostreida; Ostreidae
Exons: 2
Coding region: 267-3440 (1057 amino acids)
Source: RefSeq, a predicted model, not a curated record
GUCUUGUAGCCGGAAAUUUUUUAUCCGGUACGGCUUGGUUUUUUCUUUUAUUGUUUACUUUCUAUUUCCUAACUUGUAUAUUGCACGGGUUUUUUGGAUCACUCGUCGUCCUACCUCAGGUCUGCACAGUCAUGCACUGUUUUUCUAGUCUGCCAACAAUUUUUUCACCAUGUUUUUGAAUAAAUAUGAUCAUCAAACGACAUGCGUUAGCUAGCUGUAUUCAGGAGACAGCAUAGUGAAAAAAUUGCAGAAUACAGAAAUCAACCAUGGCUCAGAAGGGAGAAACUUCUACUCCAGAAAAUACAUCAAGAAGAGUAAGAACACUCACACCUAAAGCACAAGAAGUUUAUCUGGAUAAAGUGAACAGAUAUGAAUUCAUAAUUUCACGUUGCAUUGAUGAAAUAAAGAAUAUUUUAAUGGAUAUAGCAUCCUGCAGUAAAGAAAUAAAGGUCUUAACAUCAUCAAAAACCGACCUUGAAAAUAGCCAUAAACGCUAUCAAGACAUUUAUCAAGAAUUUAGUGAAUUCCUGUCUAAUACAUACACUAAAGAAAGUAUUGAAAAGUUGGCUUUUGUUGAGAGAGACUUUCAAAACAUAGAUAAGAAAGUUCAAAACGCUUUAGUAAAAUUACAAGAUGACAUUGAUUUUGUGCAAUUGGAAACUUAUUCGAGUACAUCCCACAAUACUUCCAAAUCUACAUCACUUAGCCGACGCUCAGUGCGUUCCCUACAAAAAGCAAAAGAAGCAGAAACUCGUCUGAAAAUUGCUGAGCAAUCUGCUCAACUUAAAAAACAGAAAUCAAAAAUCGCCGUAGAAGAGAAAAUUCACUUAGCACAAAGUCAACAACAACGGGAAGAUCUGGAUACAGAAUUAGAUCUACUUCAAAAACAAGCAGAACUCGAACUGGCAAAUAUGCAGCUGGAAUUCGAACUUGAAGAGGAGGGAGAAAGUAUCAAACAUGAAGAUCUAGGACCCAACAUGCCCACUGUUCCAAGUAUAUCUGGUGAUCAGAAGACAAGAAACUUUGUUGAUAAUCUUACAUUAAACCAAGAUGUGAAACCUUCUGGUCGUAGAGUUCGUACUAAUUAUCAGCAGGAAGCGAAUCCUGAUUCAGACAAAGAAAAUCAUCCUGUACAUACUUCAGAUGUCCGUCAUCAUGAUCAACAAAGCAGAGACAACGAUAACCGUACCCCACUACAAACUACUUUGAAUUUACCUUUACAGAACAAUUCAAAUUCCUCAAAUUAUCUUCUCAAGAAAAACUUAUUGUUGGAAAGUUUUCAGCAACAACGUUUUGAUGACAAAUCAGAUAGAUAUGUGGUGUGGAAAUCACAGUUUAAGACAAUGGUGUCAGAAAUCUGCUGUUCUCCGUUAGAAGAAAUGACUCUUUUGACAAACUGUACGAACAAAAACUCAGAAGCUCACCGAUUGAUCAUGAGCCUAAGAGCGUCCUAUGCAAGUGAUCCAAAGUUAUGUUUAGUGAACAUUUGGAAACGUAUGGAUGAAAGAUUUGGCUCCCCAGAAUUACUUGAAUCAUCAUUGAAAUCUAGACUACAAGCUUUUACGAAUUUCACAGACCCAAAGAAGUUGUAUGAACUCCAUGACUUACUUUGUGAGAUACAAGCCGUAAAAAGCAUUCCAGAAUACAGUGUCAUGUUUUCUUACCUUGAUUCAUCCUUAGGAUUGAAACCUACAAUUCAACAACUUCCUCGUUUUCUCCAGGAUAAGUGGAUCAAUCGUGUGGUCAAUUACAAAAAAGAACAUUCAACAGCCUUCCCUCCUUUUGGUGAAUUUGUAUCUUUUAUUGGUGAGAUGAGCAUCAUCAGAAAUGAUCCUGGAUUGAUGUUUGAUACUUCUAAACAACCUCGAUUUGACCGCAAAGAUACAAAAGUCAAAACUGUGUUUACUCACAAAACUGACAUUUCAUCUGAAACAGCAAACAUUGGACAUCAAUGUUUGAUUCACAAAGGAUCCAAACAUACCAUAAACAAGUGUAAAGCUUUCAGAACCAAAAGUAUCGAGGACCGUAAACAUAUUUUACGUGAUCAUAACAUUUGCUUUCGUUGCUGUGAAACAUCAGACCACUUCGCUAAUCGUUGCAAAGCUAGAAUUUUGUGUGAUGUGUGUAAAAGUAACUAUCAUUGUACCGCUCUUCAUGAGGAUGUUAGUUACCGUCAAAUGUCGAGGAACUUUCCUUCACCACAAACCCAUGGCGAGGAGGAAAACUUUUCUUCUGGAAUUGUGAACCAGUCCGUCACUACUAAGUGUACCGAUAUUUGUUGUGAAUUCAGUGGAAAGUCGUGUGCAAGGAUUGUACCAGUGCGGGUGUUUGUUCAAGGUCAACCUGAAUCAUCGAUACUCACUUACGCCAUGUUGGACGACCAAAGCAACAGAACUCUCGGUAAAAGUUACCUUUUCGACGCUUUGUGUAUCAAGACCAUGGCAGUGGACUAUACUAUGCAAUCAUGUUCAGGCAAGAUUGCAACACGAGGACGCAUUGUUGACAACCUUAUCGUAGAAUCGAUCAAUGACAAUCGCCAAUUAAAGUUACCACCUGUGUUGGAGUGUGAUAGUAUACCCAAUAGUCAGGCAGAGAUACCAACUCCGGAUAUCGCUCUUCAUUAUCCACAUUUGCAGGAUAUUGCUCGAGAUCUACAUCCAUUGGAUCCAUCUAUGGAGAUCCUCUUGCUAAUUGGACGGGAUCUUCCAGAAGCCCAUCACGUCAUUGAUCAGCGAUUAGGACCAUCACGAUUUCCCUUUGCUCAACAAUCUCCCUUAGGAUGGACUAUAAUUGGAGACAUUUGUUUGGCUGGAAAACACAUUCCACCAUUACAGGUCAACAGAACCUACGUAGACAGAAGUGGUCGACCUACAAUGUUGGAACCAUGUACACAGAUGUUAAACAUUAAAAACACUGUUAUCACCUCGAAUAAGACUGUAAUUGAGAAAACAGACGUCUUCACGAAAACAUCAGAUGACAACAAAGUUGGUCUCUCGAUUGAAGACCACACUUUUCUGAAUAUUAUGGACAACAAGUUUCAUCUUGAUCCUACUGAGGGUAAAUGGACUGCGCCAUUGCCCUUCCGGCAAAAUCGUGAACAACUUCCAGACAACUACUCACAAGCGUUAUUCCGGGCAAAAUGUCUUGAUGCUUCUCUAAGAAAAAACAACACAAAAAAAGAACAUUUCAUUGCGUUCAUGCAGAAAAUAUUCGACUGUGAUCAUGCAGAACUAGCUCCGAUAAUACCACCUGACAAAGAACAUUGGUAUCUUCCCCUGUUUGGAGUCUACCAUCCUCGUAAACCAGAUCAAAUUCGUGGAGUUUUCGACUCCUCAGCGGAAUUCAAGGGUGUGUCAUUAAAUGAACAAUUGUUACAGGGACCUGACUUCAUAAACAACCUCUUAGGAAUUCUCAUUCGAUUUAGGAAGGAAAAAAUGUAG